GGCAAUGGGCUAAGAGUUGCAGUUGAUUGGAUUGCACUGACCAUCUCAUUGUUGCGAGUAUUGUCCACUCAGUGUGGACCAUUCUUCAUCUUUUGAGCUAACCGUCCCUUUUCUCUUGCCACUGGUUGGAUGGGUACCAGUCUGAUUGCCUUUCCUUUUGGUGUAUGGCCCUUCCACAGUGGCUCACCAAAUCAACAGUUGUGAUCACCAUGCACAAGUGCCACAUGUUCAAUAGAGAUGUUUUUGGUGCAUACUUCAUCGAACUCCAUGAAGCACGCAUACAUCCAGCAGCAUUUCUCACAGGAAAGAUGUCAUUUUUAACUGUCUAGUGUUUCUAGUUGCAAGAAUUUUCUACUCAAGCUGCCAAACCUGCUCCAAAAUCUCACAAUUCUAUAUCGAUUUGGACUAAAACAACAUUUUUUUUUCAACUACAUGUUUUCUCUAAUAGGUGUCUUCCUCAAGGCAUCGACAUCUAUUUUGAUAAUGUGGGUGGAGCCAUGCUUGAUGCCGUGCUUCUAAACAUGAGAUUGCAUGGCCGGAUCGCCGUAUGUGGGAUGGUAUCACAGCAGAGCAUCUCUGGUGCUGAAGGAAUCCAUAACUUGUUCAUGCUUAUCGCGAAACGAGUAAGGAUGCGAGGGUUUCUGCAGAGCGAUUAUCUGAAUCUGUUUCCACAGUUUGUGGAUCAGAUUAUCAAUUACUACAAGCAAGGGAAAAUUGUAUACAUAGAAGACAUGAAUGAAGGCCUUGAAAGUGCUGCAGCAGCCCUUGUCGGGCUAUUCUCUGGUAAAAAUGUUGGUAAGCAGGUCAUAUGUGUCUCUGCUGAUUGAGUUGCGUAUUUUUCUCUUAUCUGUAAUUGUAUCUUUAUUCAUGUCCUCCUUAAUUAUGGAGGCAUGAUUUUCCCUAAAAUUAGAAAGAAUCCUUUGGCUCUGA
This is a messenger RNA of Magnolia sinica, 930 nucleotides long. RefSeq names its product 2-alkenal reductase (NADP(+)-dependent)-like. The transcript has a single exon. Bases 498 to 827 code for a protein of 109 amino acids. NCBI's taxonomy places the organism in Eukaryota, Viridiplantae, Streptophyta, Magnoliopsida, Magnoliales, Magnoliaceae. Gene Ontology annotation, molecular function: oxidoreductase activity, acting on the CH-CH group of donors, NAD or NADP as acceptor. The record is from RefSeq and is a predicted model, not a curated record.